UGGAUCCUCACGAAUUUCAGUGCAGAGAAGAAGAAGGAGGGAAAAAAAGAAAACUCAAAGCGCGAGCGGCGGCGAGAAUUUAUCGAUACCUCAUAAAAUAGUACUACACACCCUGUGCUGAAAAUGCUCGUUCGUUUGUUUUGAACUUUGGAACUAAUAACGAGAAUAUCACUGAUAUAGACUGCACUGCAAUAUAUAAAGGGCCGCGAGUCCUUGAACCCUGCUGUCACCAUGGCCGUCUGGAGUCUAAGUUGUGUUCUGCUUGUGCUUCCAGCCUUGUCCUGUGCUAGUGGAAUAAGAUGGUGCACAAUCUCGGAUCAAGAGAGGAACAAAUGUACCGCCAUGGCGAAGGCAUUCUCGGACGCGGGUAUCGGCCCUGGCUUACAGUGCGUCAGCGAUACUUCAGUUAUUGGAUGCGCGCGGAAACUCACGAGCAAUCACGCGGACGCGUUUUCAAUGAGCGCUAAAGACGUGUACACCGUCGGAAAGGACAUCACCUUCAAAGUGGCUGCCGGAGAGUCUGACGCAAAGGGCACCGCGACCACCUACCACGCGGUGGCGGUGGUGAAGAAGAGCAACUCGGCGAUCAACAUCGACAACCUGAAGGGGAAGCGGUCCUGCCACACCGGCAAGGCCCGCACGGCCGGCUGGGACAUGCCCGUCGGCUACUUGAUUGACAGCGGCCGGAUGUCCGUCAUGGGCUGUAACAUCCCGCAAGGCGUGGCGGACUUCUUCUCGGCCAGCUGUGUCCCGGGGGCCCAGGCCGACCCCCCCUCCCUGUGCCAGCUGUGCGUCGGAGACGGCGCGGGACAGAACAAGUGUUCCGCCAGCGCCAGCGAGCGAUAUUACUCCUACGAGGGGGCCUUCAGGUGCCUGGUGGAAGGGGCAGGGGACGUGGCCUUUGUGAAGCACACCACAGUCAAGGAGAACACCGACGGUAACAGCAAAGAACCGUGGGCCCUGAACCUGCUGUCGACGGACUACGAGCUGCUCUGCAGAGACGGGCGCAGGGCUCCGGUGACAGAGUUCGAGAAUUGUAGCCUGGUUCGAGUCCCCGCCAGGGCGGUCGUGGCCCGCAGCGAGGUCGACAGCUACGUGGUCUACAACAUGCUACACGAGGGAGUGCUAAAAUCCAAGUUCCCCAUGUUUUCUUCUGCGGCGUAUGGGGGCAAGGACCUGAUGUUCAGCGACACGUCCGAAGCAAUCAUCCUCGUUGACAUGGAGUACAAGCCGUGGAUGGGUUUGAGGUACUACAACGCACUAAGAGCCACGGACUGCGCAUCUGAUACCCCAGAAUUCCUGCGGUGGUGCGUGCUGUCCGACGCCGAGCAGAGGAAGUGCGUGGACAUGGCGGACGCCUUCCACCAGAGGGCGCUGACUCCCAAGAUUCAGUGUGUUUACGGGGACUCCAUGGAGGAGUGCAUGCAGAAAAUACAGAACAAGGAGGCUGAUGCCAUCACUCUGGAUGGAGGCUUCAUCUACACCGCAGGAAAAAAGUACGGCCUGGUACCUGCAUCAGGAGAGAGCUACACAGGAGACACCGACGGCAGCGUGUACUACGCCGUGGCCGUGCUGAAGAGGGACAACAUGAACAUUCACUCCUUCGGCGAGCUGCAGGGGGCGACGUCCUGCCACACGGGCUACGGCAGGACGGCCGGCUGGAACGUCCCCAUGGCCGUGCUGAUGGAGAAGGGUCUGAUCGAGUCGCAGAAGUGCCAGAUGCCCCAAGCUGCCGGAAAGUUCUUCAAGGCCAGCUGUGUCCCGGGAGCCAAUCAGCCCGGAUUUCCCAGCAACCUUUGCGCCCAGUGCAUCGGAGACAGCAGUGGCAGCAACAAGUGCGAGAGAGACAUGGAUCGCUACGACGGCUACAACGGAGCGUUCAGGUGCAUGGUGGAAGGUUCUGGACAGGUGGCUUUCGUCAAACACUCCACAGUGUUCCAGAACACUGACGGUCACUCCAGUGAGCCGUGGGCCGUGAACCUGGAGUCGCGGGACUUCCACCUGCUGUGCCCUGACGGGUCGCGGGCAGAGGCGACGCAGUACGCCCACUGCAACCUGGCGAGCGUGCCCUCCCACGCCGUCAUGGUGCGGCCCGACACCAACGCCCACGCCGUCUUCGGCCUCCUCGACAAAGCGCAGGCGUUUUAUGGCAACGAUGGCGGAUCUGGGUUCCGCAUGUUCGACUCCACGAAGUACGGCGGGGCCGACUUAAUCUUCAAAGACUCCACGGUGAAGAUGAUCGGCGUGGCGGACAAGAAGACCUACACGGACUGGCUGGGGCAGCACUACAUAGCGUCUCUGGAGGUGAUGGACUGCCCAUCCUCUGCCACAGCUCUGUCCUCGCUGUCCCUGGUGCUGGUGGCUCUUCUCUCCUCCCUCCUCACCCUGCUCUCCAUGUGAGAGGAGCCCGGGGUCCCGGGCCGACCCCUCCCACCCCCUCCGCACGGCACGGACCGCAUCAACACCUCCACCAAUCACAGACGCACACUCAACCUCAGGCUGGACAGCUGCUGUCCUCACGGGUCCAUCGUCGUCCAGUGAGGAGCAGUUACCUGCAACCAAGCUGGAUAAAUUACUUCAUUCCCAACGCUUAACCCUUUUAACACCGAUUAGUGUCCUGCAGAUGGCACACAAUUUUAAAGAAACUAAUUAUUUUAAACGAAUUAUAAUUUCACUGAUUUUACUGAGAAAAUAAUUUACUUGCCUGUGAUUGGUCAGUAAAGCUUGAAAUUGAAAAUUCUCAGGAAUCUGCGAGAGGGUUUUCAAAUUUAACUGCCAAAAUAGUAUUUGAAAUUUAACUGCCAUCUAAUACAUAAGUCCUGACCUACAGACAGUUAUGACCAAAUGGGGAUGGAUUUUUUUGGGGGGGGUUUUGACGGGUGGGUGGAACUGGAAGUGUGAAGGGAGCACAUUGAAAAGACGGCGACCAGCGAGCCAGGCGGGUGUUGAGAGAAAGAGCUGCUUACAUUAUUAUAAGUGUUAUACGCGUCGCCUAACGAUGGUUUUCCGUCAGCUCGAGGGUGAAGCCACGUCAGUGCGCGUGCUUUACCUGUUACGUGCGCGUUUACUUCCCGAACGUGCUUUUAUUAGGUCUUCGCUGAGUUGAGAUGUUUUUGGAAAUUACUUGAAGGCACUUGCCAUAUCAGGGAAUAUGCAGUGUCUUCUGCUUUCUCCCUGGCUUGCACUAGUUUUCGUUGCGUGUGUAGGCAGAUUUUGUGACUGACUGACAGUGGUACGCACACCAAAAAAGAAAAGAGAUUAAAAUGGAAAUUUUUAAUUUUACGUCGUAACAAAAAUCUGUACCUAGAAAUAGAUACGAUAGAUACGAUAUUGUCGCGCAUUCAAUCUGCGCACAGAGUAUUUUAUGACAUUUCUACAAUUCCAGCACCUUGGAUGAUAUUGGAGAUGAUGGUGAUGAUGAUUAUGAUGAUGAUAAUGUUGUGAAGUGCAGAAUCAGCCUCUGAGCCAGUGAUGUUCAGUCGAAAAAGCAGCUUGGUCUGCCUGCAGUCAUACGGCACCGAUGCAUUCUGGGAGCCAAGGCCCUGUCUCUUUGAGAGUGUCCCUUUGUCAGGUGACCCCCAAGCUUUUAAAAAGCCAAAUGAUGGAGCUCUGGAAUCAGAAUAACCCAUGAACUGGCCCCGAACAUCAGAAGGCAACGGCUGCGAUGACGUGGCCAAGAUGGUCAGAUCGAGUCAGAUUGCUUUUUCACAUACUGAUUUGAGAACCAGUGCUUUGUCUUUCCUUAGCGAGCUACAAAAUGUACCUGCUGACACUGCGAUGCCAUGGUAACAUGUCUGUCGCGCUACUGGGAUCUGGCGGACAUUUUGACCGGGCGCUGCCUCUAACCGCUGAUUUUGCACUGAAACUAAAAUGCGUUGCUGUGCGCUUGUACUCCACACACUGUAUGGAAAUCAGGAAUGGGCUACUAUCCACAUUUAUCUGUGCUUGAUUUUUUUAUAUGUAAUAUUGAGAGAGAUUUAUUUUUAUAAGAUGUUCAGAUACCAUAUCAGUGUAUAUGUACUGACUCACUGCUGUCUUUCUUUUAUCAAAUUUUUUUUUCUUCUUUUUUUGGAAAAUUUGAGCAAUUUGUUGGAUGAAAUGAAUAUUCACGUAACUAAUAUUUAGUUGCCUGGGCAGUGAAUCUCCUUUAGUGGGCUAUUGCUACAUACUCUAUGUUACUAUUGCUACAUACCUUCUUUGAGUUUUCUGACACAUUAUUGAUUAAGAUUAUUAUCUGAUUCUGAUCCUUUAUCUUUUAAUAAAGAAGCAUAACGAC
This is a messenger RNA of Anguilla anguilla (European eel), 4276 nucleotides long. It is a transcript of the gene meltf, whose product is annotated as melanotransferrin. Lineage: Eukaryota; Metazoa; Chordata; Actinopteri; Anguilliformes; Anguillidae. Gene Ontology annotation, cellular component: early endosome; recycling endosome; extracellular region. The transcript is spliced from 16 exons. Gene Ontology annotation, biological process: iron ion transport. Bases 232 to 2400 code for a protein of 722 amino acids. The record is from RefSeq and is a predicted model, not a curated record.